AUGGAGCUAAAACGGCUGACGAGCACCGUCGACGACGCCGAGGUGCGCCUGCGGGACCUCGUGGCCUCGCGGACCACGGCCGACGUCGCUGAGGAGACCCGCGUCGCCCAACUCGCAGCGCUCCAUGCGCUUCGACGCCUCCUCGACGAGGACAUUGGUAUCAAGAUGGACAAGUUUAUGGAGCGGCUGGCGUGGUCCGACCCCGUGACGAACGAGCCGCGGUACGGUCCGGUCAUGCAAGACAAGAUCCGAGCAGUGCAUGCGCGCGUCGAAGCGCUGCGAGGGCAACUGGUCGAGAUCCGCGACGAUGUCGAGACCGAUGGCCUCGCGAUGGCCGAGCGACCUCGAGCA
Messenger RNA from Saprolegnia parasitica CBS 223.65, 351 nucleotides. RefSeq lists its product as hypothetical. Lineage: Eukaryota; Oomycota; Saprolegniomycetes; Saprolegniales; Saprolegniaceae. The transcript is spliced from 2 exons. The record is from RefSeq and is a predicted model, not a curated record. The annotation marks the transcript as partial.